UCACACCCUUCGAAUUUUGUUUGCUCUGUCUAGUCACCCGCAUCAGCCACACCAUGAGUACACUCUUGUCCACUGUUGAAUACCCCAAAGCUUUCCCAUCCACUAAAGCCAAAGGCGAUGCCUCAAUGCUCAUCGGAAGAACUCCACUUGUGUUUCUCAACAAAGUGACUGAAGGAUGUGAGGCUUAUAUUGCAGCCAAGCAAGAACAUUUCCAGCCUACUUGUAGCAUCAAAGACAGACCAGCUUUAGCCAUGAUUGUGGAUGCAGAGAAGAAAAACUUAAUCACCCCUGGAAAAACAACAUUGAUAGAGCCAACUUCAGGAAACAUGGGAAUAAGUUUGGCUUUCAUGGCAGCAAUGAAAGGAUACAAGAUUAUAAUAACAAUGCCUUCUUACACAAGUUUGGAGAGGAGAGUGACAAUGAGAUCAUUUGGUGCAGAGCUUGUCCUCACUGAUCCAACCAAAGGAAUGGGUGGAGCUGUUAAGAAAGCUUAUAAACUCCUUGAGACAACUCCUGAUGCUUUUAUGUUGCAACAAUUUAAUAAUCCAGCAAACACUCAGGUUCAUUAUGAUACGACUGGUCCUGAGAUUUGGGAAGAUACACAUGGGAAUGUCGAUAUAUUCGUGAUGGGAAUUGGCACUGGAGGUACAGUCACUGGUGUUGGGAGAUACCUUAAAUCUAAAAACCCCAAUGUUAAGAUAUAUGGAGUGGAGCCUGCUGAAAGCAACAUACUCAACGGUGGCAAACCAGGUCCACAUGAGAUCACGGGCAAUGGGGUUGGAUUCAAACCGGAUAUCUUGGAUAUGGAUUGUAUGGACAAAGUUCUUGAGGUUAGUAGUGAGGAUGCUGUAAAAAUGGCUAGAGAAUUGGCAUUGAAAGAAGGUCUCAUGGUUGGGAUAUCGUCGGGGGCUAACACCGUGGCGGCAAUAAGACUAGCGAAAAUGCCAGAAAAUAAAGGCAAACUCAUUGUGACGAUUCAUCCAAGCUUUGGAGAGAGAUAUUUGUCGUCUGUUCUGUUUGAUGAACUGAGGAAAGAAGCAGCAGAAAUGAAACCAGUUUCAGUGGACUGAUUUGGUUUAGUUUGAUGAAAAAAGACUCUUUACUCAAAAAUGUUAUGUUGAAGUUAGGACCAAAAUAAAAGAAAGUGUGAUUGUAUCAUGCUUGUUUUAUAUUUGAUGUUAUUUGGGAAAUAAUUAUGUCAACUAUCAAAAUCAAUAAUGUAUUUCUAUUUCUGAUUCUCUGUUUAAGAAAUGUUUUGUUCUGUG
Messenger RNA from Arabidopsis arenosa, 1265 nucleotides. The record is from the annotation of a GenBank genome assembly. NCBI's taxonomy places the organism in Eukaryota, Viridiplantae, Streptophyta, Magnoliopsida, Brassicales, Brassicaceae.